AUGACGCUACAGAAGUCGUCUGGCUCAUUGCGUUUCCCCCUGCUAUGGAAACCACCAAGCCAGCGUUCUGUUCCUAUAGCAACUUCCCGGAAGCGUCUCGUUGCCCUGGUAAUCGGGGCUGAGAUUUUCACAGACCGCCAGUCACUCCUGAAGUUUGUUCCGAAGAUUAAACUGGAGGAGUCUCUGCUCAACUGUGAGGACGGUACUGAGGAGGCGGCCAUGACACUUGGAGCUGGCAGGCAGGACCCCACCACCACACCACCAUCUGUAUCCACCUGCAUCCACCAGAUCAUCACCUGCAACCUAACAGAGCGGCCUACUGAUGAAAAUUCUGAUGUCACUGUAUCGGAGGAGAACAGGGAGCUACGGGAGCAACUGUCUCAGCACCAGAUCAAAGACCAACUGCUUGCUAAACAGGCAACUCUCACAGACAGGCUGGAGCAGAUGCUAAUGAUGCAGUCAGCAGUGGACUUUGACCGGGACAAUGUGUCAGUGGACUACCUACAGUUGCAGAACGAGCAGAGGGCCUACAGGCUCAAACUGCAGGCCUAUCAGGAGGGGCAGCAGAGACAGGCUCAACUUGUUCAGAAGCUGCAGACCAAGGUUCUGCAGUAUAAGAGAAGGUGUGGUGAACUUGAAGAACAGGUGCUGGAAAAAGCCUCAGAAUUGGAAAAGGUGAGACUGCUUGGUGUUUUUUGUGCUCAGCUGCAGGCCCACCUGGACUCAGCCCAGCGUCACCAACAGAUAGAACAUGAUCUAAAUAUGGCUGUCCAAAGCAUGUCUGCUCAGCUAGAGGAGGAGCAGAAAAGGUGUGCCAGCCUCAGGCAAGUCAACUCCCUGCUGCGGGAGCAACUCAAGCAGAUGGGCACAGUUAACCAGGGGUUGAUGGAGAGCUUGCGGAAGGCCCGCAGAGACGUGGAGCUGAGUGAUAGCCGUCUGCGCAGAGAGCAAGAGACAUGUGCCUCCCGGGUGGGUCGCGAGCAAGCCCGUGUCAGAGCACUGUGGCGCCAAGCUGCCUCCCUGCGGAGCACUUUUACCCAGCUAAGGACUUUCACUGACAGGAUUCUUUCUGAUAUGUGUGGGGAGUGGGUAGCCACCAGCUGCCAACUGCACAUUGUCUGCACAAACCUAGAGACCAGGGUAACUCAGGACAGCGCCUCCACUGGUAUGGAGAUGUCAGUGCUGGAAACGCAACUGCGAGGCAAACUUAGGGAGGCCAGGCAGCACCAGGGCCGCUGGGACGCAGAGAAAGUUGAACUCAACUCUAGGAUCCAGGAGCUGACAGAUAUGGUGAAGCACCUCCGGAGCCAGAGCAGCGAGAAGGAUGCAAGUCUCACUGCCAUACAGAUCAGUUGUCUGGACAGGAUGGAGACGAGCAGAAAGAAGGAUGAAGUAGAGAUGGAUGCCCUCCACGCAGAGAUCCAAGCACUGAAACAAAUCUUAUGCCAUAUCACUCAGUUGGUUGGUGGUGAGGGUGACAGGAGUGGCUCUGAGGGUGUGACGUCCUCCUCAUCUCUCCGUGGCCAGUCUCUUCAGAGGGACAGCACCCUGAUGGCAGUACAGAAUGCCCUCACCAAGCACCAGAAACAAACACAGGACCUGCGAGGCCACCUGGAUGCCACCUUGGAGCAAGUGGACACACUGCGUGAUCACCUGCAACAGAGGGAGACUGAGAGGAGAGAGCUAGAACAGAGGAUGCAGGAGUUGACCUGGGAAAUCCAGGAGGUUCAAAAAAACCUGGAGGAAAGCCGCCAAGACAACAACAGAUGCUGCUCUUCACUUGAGCUCUUGUCCAGUGAGAAGGACAGCCUGGAGAAGCUGCUGGCAGGACUACAGCAGGAGGUGGACUCCCAGCACGCGGAGCUGGAGGUGCUGAAGGGCUCGUCACUGGAGCUCCAGAGACAGAGGGACCUCCUGAGGCAGCAGAGGGAGGAUCUGGAGAGGCAGCUGGCAUGCCAGCGAGCAGAGGCCCAGAGAGGUGAGAGGAGUCUAGAGCAGCUUGAAGGAAAACAUUCUGAGUUGCACAGGGAGCUUGUGAUAAUGAAGGAGGCUCUAAGUCAAGUCACCUUGCAGAAGGAGGUGUUGGAGGAUGACAAGGCCAGCCUUUCUCUGGCUCUCAACAAGAAGGAGACCCAGAGUGCAGAGCAAGAGUUAGUCCUAACCAAAUUACAGAGCCAGGAGGCUACCUUAAGAGACUCUCUCGCCAAAAUGGCUGCCCUGAGUGAAGGCUUAGCUAAUGACAAGGUGGAGCUCAACCGUAUUCUGCUACGGACAGAGGGGGAGAAGGCAGAGCUUGCCGAACACAGACGAGAGGCAGAGCUGGACCAGAGAGCAACCAAGGAGGAGAUGGCGAGGCUGCAGCAGGACGUGAUGAAUCUGACAUCUGAGAAACGGGCCCUGGAGAACUCCCUGGGCCACAUCCAGGAGGUCCAUCAGAGGCAAGAGGCAGAGCUGAGUCUGCUGCAGAAGGAGAACACCCAGGCCCUGGAGCAGCAUGCACAGGCCAACAGGCAAAUGCAGGCAGUGUCAGAGCAGCUGUGUGCAUGCAGGAAGGAGCUGGACACACAGACCACAGCUCUGCAGAGAGCCAUCCAUGACAAAGAGGAGCUGGCCAAGUACAAGUCUGCUCUGGAUGUCCAGCUGACCUCUGUUGAGCGCAAGGCCUGGGGACUCAACCAGGAGCUGGCUGUUCUCAGGAUGGAGAAGGAGUCUCUGGAGACUGCUCUGUUCGAGAGCCAGGAGCUUGCCUCUUCUCUGGAGAGGGAGCACUCCCGGCUAGAGGAGGAGAGGCGCAGCCUGCUCCUAACUAAUGAGGCCUUGAUACGCGACACUCAUCGGAUGCGCGCAGAUGCUGAACAGCAGGUGGCACGAGCAGCACAAGAGCGGAGUAAUUUGGAGGACAAGCUGGCCCAGGUGGAGAGGAAUGCCCAGCUCACCCUCAACAACAGAGAACAAGUGCACAGAGAACAGAUAGAGGCUGAACGCAAAGACAAGGAACAGCACUAUGCGGAACUGAAGAUGCAGAGGGAGCAGGCGGAGGAGCAGCUGCGCAGACAAUAUGAGGAGCAGCGUGUGCACAGCCAGGCGGAGCUGCAGCAGGUGCAGGAGGAGCUGUCCAGGCUGCAGCAGGACUGUAACCAAAACCUCUUUCAGGCUGAGAGUCAGAAGCAGCAGGCACUGUCUCAGAAAGAGGCAGAGAAGGCUGCCAUAACAGAGAGGCUGGCUGUGCUGCAGCAGGACCUGGCCAAAGCAGGCAUUGAGAUGGACCGUCUGCGGAGAGAGGCCCUCAGUCGACAGGAGCAGGACAAGAAUACAGUGGCUGGGCUGCAGGUCGAGCUGCAGCAGUUACAUUCUCAUUGUGAGGAGUCUUUAAGCUCCUACGAGAGUAUCAAGAGGAGUCUAACUGAGCAAGUCAGAGAGCUGAUCCAACAGAGAGAACAUACAAGGCAAGAGUCUCAAAGCCUGCGAAAGCAGCUGCAAGAAGCAGAGGAUGGGCGUGAUGCUGGACACAGGGAGCUGAUUGAGGUCCACAGGGAGCUACAAGAGUGUGCCCAGGAGAGGGACAGCCAACACAAAGAGGUCCUGAACCUGAGAAGGCUGUUGGGGGAUGAGACACGCGCCAAAGAGGCCAUCCAGGCCUCUAACCAGGAGCUGAGGGCCUCCUUCAAGAGAACCGAGAGCGACAACAACAGCUUGAGGCGAGCUGCGGAAGAGAAAGAGCAAAAGGUGUCAGUCUUAGAAGAAUGCAAGAGCUCAAUGCAACAGGAAGCCACCAGUUUGAGGAUUACCAUGAGGGAACUGGAGAAGUCUCACCUCCAGGCACGCAGAGAGCUGCAGGAGCUGCGCAGACAGGUAAAGGUCCUUGAAGGUGAGAACAGGCAGAAGAGCCAGGAACUACAGGAACUCCAGGCUCGGGUGUGUCAAGAGAAGCAGAAGGAGGAGGAGGCGCACGCCAAAGCUUUCACUCUGAGGCAGAGAGUUGUGGCGUGUGAGGCUGGCAGAGAGGCAGCCCUGAAUGAGGCUAUGGGGUUGCAGCGCCAUGUGGUGGAACUGGAAUUGGCACAGCAUCAGAGCAGAGAGUCACUGCAGGAGAAAGAUGCUUGUCUUCAACAGAAUGACCAGAGGCACAGGGAGGCAACUUCUCACCUGGAGAGGUCUCUAGACGAUGUCAGGGGUCAACUCAGGGACCUCGCCCUGCGGGCCAACCUUGCAGAAAGAAAGGCAGAGAGCCUGGAGGAGCAGCUGUGUCUUGGAGAUGCCACACGGCAUGACCUGGAAGUCAAGCUGGCGGGGCUGUACUCAGCUCUGCGCCGCACUCUUGGCAUCCACCCCACAGGACUCUCACGCACCCCCAGAUCCCGUCGACGCUCUCCCUCUCAGUGGAGCACUCACCUGCCAGUGAGGGAUGAAGAGCUGGAUGGCAACACUGUGCAGACAGCCCUCCAGGAAUUCCAGCAAGAGCUCACGAACACACAAAGAGACAGGGAUGAAGCCAAGGCCCAGAUAGUCACUCUGAGUCACCAGGUGACAGAGUUCCAGCACAGCCAGGACAAGUCAUGUGCUCAACUGCUACAUUUACAGAAGGCCUUGAAGGAGAAGGAGGAAGGGAAACGAGAGAUUGCAGAAAGACUGCAUGGAGCACAGACCUCCCUUUCCCUGCAGGAAGAGGCAGCAUGGCGUAGAGACAGGGAGAAGAGGUGCCUUGCAGAAGAGGUGGCAAAACUCAAGACCAGUCUACAGGCAACUGAGGUUGAAUUCAGGGCACUGCAAGGGAAGCUGCAGCACUUGCAGAGUGGAGAAGCUUGUGCAGAUGCAGAGCAGCGGAAGCUGAAGGAGUCCCUGGAGGCAGCAGAGAAAAAGGCAAGCCUUCUUGACCUGUCCAAGUGCACCCUGGAGGGAGAGCUGCAGCGGGCCAAGCUCAGGGCAGCGGAGCUAGACACAGAGGUGGGGUUAUUACAGGAGAGAUUGAUGGAGAUGAGAAGGGAACUGGGCGACAGCAAGGACCGGUAUGCCGCGCUGAAGGUCAGUGAGGAGAGGCUGAUCACUGCACUGGGCCAGGCUGAACAGCAGGAGGGCAAGCUGAGAGAGAAGCUCCAUGACCUGUCAAACUGUGUCAGAGACAACAGGGCCAGCACAGGAACCAUGCAAGAGCAAAUAGCACAACUCCAGAGGGCUCUGACUGUCAGUGAACAUGACCGAAGGCUGCUGCAGGAACAUCUGGAUAAAGCCAGAGAUGCCCUUUCAGAGAGUAAGAGGCUCAACCACACACUGACAGAGCAGGCCCAGAACCUUCAGAGGGCCCAAGAGGACUCAGAGCUGAAGAUUUCUGACCUGGAACAAUACAACAGUACACUGAAGGAGGCCCUGAUGCAGAAGAAGGAGGUGGAGGUCCAGGCCCAGGGGAGCUCCCAGCAACUGCAGAGGGAGAACAAGGAGCUCCAAAACAAGGCGACUAGUCUGCAGAGCUCUCUGCACAAGCUGCAGGGUGAGAAAGCUGAGCUGGAGAGGGCUCUGAAGCAGCUUAGAAAAGACAAGUCUCUACUCAGAAAGACUCUGGAGAGGGUAGAGCUAGACAGGCUGAGGAAGGAGGCGGAGGCUAUGUCAGCAGGCAGGGAGAAGGAGCAGCUCAGGCAGACUGUCCGGAGCCUGGAGCAGGAGUUGGUGGAGAGGCAGUUUGAGAUGCAGACCCUGCAGGCCCAGGUAUCGCAGUUGGAGCACACUUAUGCACAGCGCCUCCUGGAGGUGGCAGCCCGCCAUCACCAGGAGAUGGACGUGGAGACAGAUCGUUUGAGGGGCACUCAGCUCCAAGCAGAACGGGCCCUUGAGACCAGGGAGAAGGCCCAUCACCAGAGGGUCAAAUGCCUAGAAGAACAGGUCCUGACACUGAAGGAGCAGCUUGAUCAGGAGAUGAGAAGACGACAAGCCUACGUCAAUCAUAUGCUGCAGCCUGGGGUGUGA
Messenger RNA from Lampris incognitus (smalleye Pacific opah), 5958 nucleotides. RefSeq names its product ciliary rootlet coiled-coil, rootletin family member 2 (gene crocc2). The record is from RefSeq and is a predicted model, not a curated record. NCBI's taxonomy places the organism in Eukaryota, Metazoa, Chordata, Actinopteri, Lampriformes, Lampridae.